AAAAAAUUGAGACAGUUUUGGUCCUUAUCGCGACCCAUCUCAGCUGCUGUGUUUGAGGUUUCUACUGAGAGUGACCGACCGAAGGAAAGGGCAGAAACCGAAAUUAUUUUCAUCUGAGUUCCUCAUUUUUUUUUAUAAUGAAACCGAGCCGGUAAGUUGACGAUUCACUUUAGGUCAAAUGGAUCCUUGUCAAAAAAACAAACAAACAAACAAAAAACAGCUGAGUCUCUGUUUUUGCUUUCAUAGAGCAGAAACUUGAAGACCAUUGAAGAGUUGACUAAGUUUCAUGUUAUUUCCAAAUCUUUCUCUUUGUGUCAUAGAAAGUCGAACUGACUCAUAGGUCUUGUACGCUUUACUGGAGGGGGUCAUGUUUUUACACUUUGCAGUCGUUUAUGCACCCAGCGUGUACUUUCUUUAUAACUCUUCAUAAGCAUAUUAUGGCAGAGCUGAGUUUUAAUGGGGAAUACAAAUACAGGAAUCGUUCAACAAGUGUUUUUAUUGUCAAUUGCACAGAUACAACAGUCAUAUCUUGACCUCUGGAAAUGCAACUAUAACCCACAGCUGGAAAACACCAUAAAACUAGUAAAUGAACAAAACAACAACAACAACAACAACAAACCCAAGCUUUAAGUGUUUACAACAACUUCCCAUACGGCCUUGCUACAACUAAUGGGCCAACUGAGAGGCAACUAUCCAGGGUCGCCACAAUAUUUUAAGGCUGACCUUCCUGUGCUUGAGUACCCAUAGGGGAGAGUGGGGUAAGUUGAGCCAAAGGGUAAGUUGAGCCACCCCCUGUUGCUUGGAAAUGGUAAAAGAAAUUGAUCAUGUGACCAAAUGUUUAGGAGAUGGGCAUCAAUUCAUGGAGUCUGUGAAGGUUAGAAGCACAUGGGUGAAGUGGUUAGACAUUUAUUUACAAAAAACAUUCUUCACUCUUGAAAGUGAAUUUAGUCUGUCAUAAGUUUUAUUAGAAUUAGUAGGGAUACAACUCAACUUACCCUACUCCUAUGGUCAACUUACUCCAUACACGGGGUAAGAUGAGCAUAGGAGACCACUUUUUUUUUGCUAUAUUUGCUUUUUUUGCGUGCUAUAUUAUCAAGACAGUUAUGUUUACACUAAUUCUGUUGGUUUGCAGGGAUGGACAAGAUCUUGAAAUAUAUGCAGAUAUACUAGUUAGAGACAAAACUAUGAUUGCCUUAAUGUAACGAUCGGAAAUAUUAAAAAACGGCUCAUCUUACCCCACUCUUCCCUGCGUUAUGUCUACUGAAUAUGACAGUGGCCAGUUUCUUGUUACCUGGCAUAGUGAACUUACAUUUAUCUGCAGCACCUUCAAUGAUUUAAAAAACAAAUUCACAAACAUUUUAAAACUUUAUGCACACUUUUCUAUUUGACAACACAGUUUUAAAAACUUGAAAUCACAGAAAUUCACCCAAGAAGCUCUGCAAGGCAUCCCACAUUAAAACUAAAGUGGAAAAGUAAAGGGCAAAAUCAUUGGGUUUUAAAUAAUGUAUAAUGUAAAAAAAACAACAACAUUGAUAGUAAAAAAUAGAGCCUGACAUUUUCUCUUUGGGGUUUAUGGUGAAACAUACUGUUUGUCACACUGUGAAACUAAGUUUAAACAAGUGCUUAAGAGGUUCCUUUUUAUGUAAACUAGAUUUCACUUCCCUGUUUUCAACAGUUACUUCCUCAUGUUUGACGUUGUCCAGUCCAGUUUGCGUGGUUAUGAGAAGGGCAUUAUUUCCAUCCGCCUACGGGAGAACAAACAGGCUGUGGAGUAAAUAUGCUUCGAAUUUGGAUUUACAUCUAAGAUUAGGUGACUUCUUGACAAUUACAGGAGGAUUGAUGAAGAUGGAAGAGACCGGAUGGGAGAAAACCCAUGAAAACCUCUUUGUGAGAUGUGAGAUAUGAGGAGGAGUCCUGAAUUUUUCAAAGUAGUAAGUAGUUCAGCCACUGCAGCUGUCACAAUAAGUAUUAGCAUGUUUCAUGGUCAGUGUGACUCUUAAUUUACUUCAGUAUCAUAUGAGAGAUGGACUUGGGUAACAAUUUGUGAAUAUAUUUAUGUUGCAAUUAAAAUGUCUUCUCAACUUUAGGAUAACUCUUCUACAGGUAUUAAAAGAUUAUUGAUGACAAACUUCUCUAACUUUGCUUUGAGUAAACUUAUCUAGUGCGAUCAAAAGGUUAAAAACUAAUGAAGUCUAUUCAUGAGCAUGUCAGCAUGCUGGUAUCUCUAUUUAGCUACUUCUAUUUAAGUCUAGUUUCUGUUUCACCAUCUGUUAGAGUACAUUGUAAUAAUUCUGCUGAACAGCUGCAGAUCUCUGAGCUGCUGAGAUGGAGGAAGCGUACACUGAGCUGUACCAGGAGUUCCUCCGCCUGAGGUCCCUCUGCCUCAGACAGGCAGCUCUGCUACAUCAGCUCACAGCUGCUCUACAGAAACAGCAAGGUGCUUAUAAUAAAAAGUAUUCUUGUACCAAUGCUCAUAAAAGUAUAAGAGUAUUUAUCCUAACAUAUUUAAAAACGUUCAUUUCUAGGUGUUGCUGCUCCUGAUAGAGAGCAUGAUUUGAUGUCCAUACCCGUCCAUUCUGUCCAAGAAACCCCGGGUUGUCUCCGAGAAAAACCUGAACAAUUAACUGCCACUACGCACAACCCUGCAGCUCAGUGCAACCAUGAUGAACUCUCCAGAAAUGAAGGGACUUUCUCUGAUCUCCUGGCUGCAGACAUGUCCGGGCUCUGCAUGGAUUUAGCUUCUCAGACGAAGGAGAAUGGGAACUUGGAACAAAAUAUCGCACCUUUGCGAAGUGUGGACUCCUUAAGGUUGCAGGGAACCUCUUCCAAUGUCUCCAAAAACCCAGGUCCAGCAGAUCAUUAUAAGAUGAUGCACACUGUGAUGGUAAGUACCUUUGGCCAUGAGUUUUCCAAUCUGUGACUGUAUUUUGACUCUAUUCUCUGUCCAUAAAUGUCACAAACUUGUACUUUUUUGUUUGUGUCAGAUGCCUAUGUCAGAAGGUCCCACCUUACCCGGGGACCUCCUGUGCCCGUCCAGUGGGAUGCUGAUGUCAGAUGUGGCGCUGCAGUCACAUACUUGUGAGUUUUGUAAUGCAGUUUUUCCUGGAGACACAACCACAAGAGGAGAUUUCCUGAGACAUCUUUACACGCACGUCACCUGAACUGACUCUUCUUCUUCUACUCUGUACAGUGAUGAUCAGGUAUAACUCGGUGAACCUGUUUUCUAGGGAAAACAUCAGAGCUGACCUGUUUUUAUAUGGAUGUUGUUUGCCUUUGGAUGUUUUUAACCUUAACUAAAGGAGAACUGAUUACAUUCCUACUUUCUGAACAAACUGUUGGACAUGUUGUGCACAUCAGAACAGAGGAUGAUCCUCCUCAGGAUACUUGAAUGUAAGGUUUCUUUACAGGAUUAGAAAAUAUGGGCUUGUCGAAAAUAGCUGUUUCACUUUGUAUCACUGUAAUGCUCGGACAGCAACGACACUACUCUACAACAUGUAAUAGACAUAAAUCUUUGAUAGUGAUGGCUCACAUGUAACUGGAAAUAAAUCAGCUGUCUGGAGAUAUUAAUUAAUAGAAUAAACUGAUCACAUUGAAGAGUAAUUGGCCCACACUAUUUGAACAUGAGUCUAUGUAACAACAGCUCUUGGCACAGUGUUUCUUUGGAUGGAAAAUUGAUGAAGUUUUGUUUAUUUAACCUUUUGCAUGAUAGCAAUUAGUUAGAAAAAGGCAAAUCAUGGCAGUCAUGGACAUAUUUUGGGGUAUUUGAUCUGAAUGACUAUUUGAAAAGAUAAAUCUAUAACUGAAGUAUUUGUUUACCUUCAUGCUCUCUCUCAGCGUUGAGUACAGUGUAUCCAGUUCUCUUGUUGUCACAUCAGUCUCAUCUCACCUUGCAGCUGUUAAUAGGUUAAUAAGCUAUGGAUGUACUUGGCCAUCCUUGACUGAUGACUAUUUUACGCCUUUUGUAGCAGAACAUUUGUAUGCAUCAUUUUAAAUGUACUGUAUAUGAUUGGCAUUUUGAAGAAUUGAUUUGCAGGCACUAUUUAAGACAUCUUUGAAAGAAAUCAGGAGAUAAGUUAAAAGGAAAAAUAUUUUCCAAUGCUUCAUACGAUCCAGCUGAUUACAGGACAAUUUUUAAAAAAUAUAUAGAUGAAGUCUGACUGCUAGGCUGUUAUUCAUCCUUUUUGAAUAAAUCAAUGAUUUGAUUGUAGAUAAUAAGAUUUCCUUAAUGGACACCCUGCUGUCAUCUGAUCAGCGGCCUGCUGCUCUGCUCUUUGUCUCUGAGGAGAAGUCUGGGAUGAAUAUAGACUCAAAAAUAUAACUCUGAAUGUGUUACUUAUUUGGAGUAAAUGGUAAUGCUACUUUUUCAACCAUUUCUUUGGGAUCAUAACCAGAAAAAAGAAAUUACAUGUCAGUCCAUCAGUUUUCUGUUCAGAUCCUCCAGUAAAAAACAAAAAUGUCAGUUAAAAAAACACAUGAUCAUGAAAGACAGCAGGAUACAUCCUCUGGGAACCCAGAAUGUUGUAGAAAAUGUCAUCUGACCAACAGAUAAAUAGGCAGAAAAUGUUGCAACCUGAUGCAGCACAGACUUAUAUCACUGGAAGUCUAACAGAUUGUAAACUAACUCUGAUUCUGCGAUUCACAAACAGUAAAGCGCUGGGGUAAACUCACUAUACAUUUUUUAACUUUCAACUGACUCCUUCGAUAUCCUCGGGGGAUUAUGUUCAUACGACUGUUUUGUACAAUGUCAAAUCAUUCAAGUGAGUUUGUUGGCAAGUGUGUGGAUGAGUGCUGAUGACACCACUGGUACAGGUGAGUCAUGCCUGACUCGAAGCCUGGUGUGAAGCGUCAGUGCUACAAACGACAGCAGAGGUGUUGCUGGCUGUGUGACGCAGCUCCUGCAGCCUCUUCCACACAUCAAAGAACUGCCAAGAAAAAAAGAAGACUUGUACUGACUACACUUCGAGGGGAAAAAUGCAACACUCUCAGGCUUUAAGAAAUAAAAUAACAUUUAUUGAGAUGUAACAAAAUAAAUAAUCUGUUAUGCAACAUAAUAAACUGAGUAUGUUACUAAUGCUCAAGAGACAGGCAGAUGUGAGUGAUGCACUGCAAGCUACCUCACUGAAAGACUUGUUAGGUUUACAAAAAUGUCACAUUUUGAACCAUUAUUAACAUGAAAUUUGUCAUUAAAAAAAUGAAUACACUUUGCACUAGGCCACUGAUGUAAAUUGUAAGAGCUGCUGAAACCGGAGUCAAGGACCUUGGCAAUCUUUGUGGAAACCUGUUAAAGUUUUUUUGUUGAAAUUUUUUAAAAAUUUAGAAAGUCCAGAAAGAUAAAUCCCGCAAAUUUUCAGAGAGCCUUUCAGGGUCGGAAAAACUGAAAUUUUUCACAUAAGGCUCAAAUUCCAAACAUCUGCCGCACCUUAGUCAAAUCUGAAGCAUUGACUUAUUCACUGAGUAAUCCUUUGUUGAAAAAACAUCUUUCUUGAAACUUUGAAUGCAAUUCCCUCAAAUGUUGAGCCAAGUUUUCUUUAGCAAGGUCUUGCAGGGCUACUCAAAACCUAAGCUCACUGUCACAGGAGGCAGCUAAGACACAAGCUUCCACCAAGCAUCAGUUUUUUACUUUUUUCAUGCUGCUGAGAAUCGAAAAGGUGUUCUGAGCACAUUUUUACAUAAUCAAAGAAAAUGUAAAGCCUCAUUGCUGACAAAUGCCACAUCAGCUGCUUGUAAAAAAAGUAUGAUCACAGAAAGAUGUGAGGGAGUGAAUGAACAAGUCCCAAGGCUUUAUGUCUCAUAAACCUCAGCAUGUCUCUUCAAAUCUUCUUUCCUGAUCCGCCUACAUGGACUUAAGUUUUUUUUUUAAACUGCGAAUAUUUGAGAAAAUCUAAGGCUUCCAAAAUCACGUCAAUUCAUCCACUUGUUUCCUGAGGAUGAGGAGCUGCUCAGGAUGUUGUAACACUGUUUUUAGAUGGUCUCUUAUCUGGGGAAGUGGAAAAAAAGGUCUCCAGCAAGAAAAGAAAACACUUCCUUUACAUAACCACAAUAAGUUAGUGGAGUCGGUUAGGAGAGUUAAUUUCCAAAGUUGCAGUGCCCCCUGCUGCAGCUGUGCAGAGAUAAAUCAAUCUGAAACAUGGCACUCCUAAGGAGUCAAAUUUUUCACAUGGAAAAUGAUGGUGUUGACAGAAAUAGCUAAAACAGCUUUAUUUUUCUAUUAACUUCUGAACAUAUCUUCAAUGUAAAAACCUAACAAAAAGAGUUUCCACUUCAUGUUCACUGGAUGUAACACCAGAACAGUGGUCACCAGGGGUUUAUGAAGUCGGCCGGUGGUCGUUUUUGACAUUUACUGUCUUGAUUUUGUAGUCGGUCAAAAUCCUCUUCACAUCAGCUUUAAGUGACUCAGGUACAAACAGAAAAACUCUGCAGAAGAGAGUCCUGCAGAAGAGUUCGGGAUUUGGGGCAAGUUUUCUUUUUCAUUUCCCUCGAUGAUUAGAGUUGUCUUUGGUGAUGCAGGGGCUAACACUCCUGCAUGCUGUUAUCGAGCUCCGCCUCUCCACUUUAACAUCGAUGUCUGUAAGAGAGAGGUAACGUUUGAGGGUGAUAAUGAUUACAAUGAUGUAAUGAGUCACUUUGAGAUACUUUCAGAUACUAGCUAAAUAAGAAAUAAAGAUAAUAAGAAGAGCACUGAGAGCUGUCCUAGGCAGGAGUUUAGGAUGAGCGAGCGAUACAUGUAAUAUCCAAAACUAUACUGUUGGCUGUGAAUCAGGAAAAUGAAAAGAUUAAAGCAAGAUAACAA
Molecule: messenger RNA, 6790 nt
Organism: Xyrichtys novacula (pearly razorfish)
Lineage: Eukaryota; Metazoa; Chordata; Actinopteri; Labriformes; Labridae
Source: the annotation of a GenBank genome assembly